UGGAACGUCGGAACGUCUGACUAAGCGCAACUCGAGUCACAUGUCGCGGCUGUGGGCUGGCCUCGAGACGACUUGACGGCGCUUUCCGCCCGCUGAGAGGACGGUGUGAAGUUUGAGAAGACACCGAGUACCGGGGCACGGCGACCGCAACCGCCAUGGCGAGCAGAGAGAGUGGCGGAGAGAGCCUACAAUCGUGGCUGAACAAGGCCACAGACCCGUCUAACCCAGAAGACAGGUGGGACUGUAUCCAGGGCUUCUAUGAGCAGGUCAACCAGGAGGCUGAUGGUCCUCAGGUUGCCACUCGUCUCCUGGCCCACAAGAUUCAGUCUCCUCAGCGGAGAGAGGCUCUACAGGCCCUCACCGUUCUAGAAGCCUGCAUGAACAACUGUGGCAAGAGGUUCCACAGUGAGGCGGCAAAGUUCCGCUUCCUCAAUGAACUCAUCAAAGUUCUGUCUCCAAAGUUCCUGGGUCAGUGGAGUGGUGCAGAGGUGAAGCUGAGGGUGACGGAGGUUCUGUACAGCUGGACUCUGUGGCUCAAAGAAGAACCCAAGAUUCAGGAGGCCUACCGCAUGCUUAAGAAACAAGGCCUUGUGAAGAAGGACCCUCAACUCCCAGACACCAUUGUGAUGCCUCCUCCCUCACAGAGAGCUGAGGACUCAGUGUUCAACCAGGAGGACAAGGCCAAGUUGUUAGCCAGACUCCUGAAGAGCAGUAGUCCUGAAGAUCUGCAGACAGCCAACAGACUGAUCAAGAACACCAUCAAAGAAGAGCAGCAGAAAGCAGAGCGUGUAUCUAGACGUGUCUCUACCCUGGAGGAGGUCGCUAGCAGAACCAGACAGCUGAGAGAGUUACUACAACAACACCGUCACACUGGGCCCUCCACUCACCUCACUGACCAGCUGAAGGCCGUCUACGAGCGCUGUGAUAGGCUCAGACCCAACCUGUUCCGAUUGGCCAGUGACACCGUCGACGAUGACGACGCUUUAGCUCAGAUCCUGCAGGCCAAUGAUGAGCUGACCCUGGUGGUCAACAUGUAUAAAGAGAUGAUGGGGGGGAGGAGAGAGAGCAACCGGAUGAGAGGAGGAGGAGGAGGAGGAAGAGGGGAGAGCUCCAUAAACAACGGUCCCAGCAGCCCCAGAGAGAUAAAGAGUUACCAUCUAAUAGACCUGUCAGCCCUGGACUCUCCACAGACACCUUCUAAAGACAUGGCUUCCUCCUUCCUGUCCUAUGAGACCUCUUCUCCCUCCUCCUCUCCUCUCUCCCGUCAGCGGCUCAACAGUGCUCUCCUGUCUCUAGUGGAUCUGGACGUCACAGGGCUGGAUAAACCAGCGUCGUCUCAAAGGCAGAGCAGCACGUACUACGAUGAACUAGUCCAGAUGAGAGGAGGAGAGGAGAACACAGGGAGAGACCAUUCCCUAACCACGGGGGUGUGUGGAGGGAGAGACCAUUCCCUAACCACGGGGGUGUGUGGAGGGAGAGACCAUUCCCUAACCACGGGGGUGUGUGGAGUGAGAGACCUCUCACUGGCGGCCCGGGGUUGUGGCAGUGGCUCGUCAAAUGGGACUGACUGGGCGGUCCUUCAGAAUCGGCCAAUUGUGAUGUCAGGAUCACCGUCAAACUCACAGAGUCAGCCAAUGACAGAGUCAGGAUCUCCAGUGAAAUCAGAGAGUUUGAAUCUCCCAGAAUCCUUAUCAGAGAUCCAUGUCCCUCUGGAGUCCAUUAAACCAAGUCGAUUGGAGCCAAUCACAGUGUACGACCAGAAUGGCGUCCAUGUUUCCCUCCAUUUCGCUAAAGACCCGCCCCCGGGAUACCCUAACGUUGCCGUGGUUGUCGUCUCCACGGUGAACACCUCAGCACUUCCUGUUAAAGGCAUCCUGUUUCAGGCUGCCGUUCCCAAGACCAUGACAGUGAAGCUCCAGCCGUCUUCGGGGAAGGAGCUCCCCCCCUACAACCCUACGCUGCCCCCUGCUGCCCUCUCGCAGAUACUGCUCCUCUCCAACCCACACAGGUGUAAGGUGCGUCUGCGCUACAAGCUGACCCUGGUCCACGGUGAUGGAGAGCAGAGCCUCAGUGAGAUGGGAGAGGUGGAGGACUUCCCUAACUGGGUCUCGUGGAUGGGUCUCUGAUCUGAGAGAACCCUGCAUGGAAUUCUAGGACCUGACAGAGAGAGAGAGAGACAUUCUAGAACCUGACAGAGAGAAAGAGACAUUCUAGAACCUGACACAUAAAUAUUCUGGUACCUGAUAGAGAAAGGUUCUGGGGCAGAAUGUAGAACCCUCUGCGAUCGCUGCCUUGACCACCAUGAUGUCAUGUAGUUGGUCAUGUAAUCUGUGAUAUCUGAGCUGCGUGUGUAUUUACUUCUGAUAUGACAUCAUCCUCUGAGGUUGUUAAAAAGUGAUAUUUAUUUAGGAUUUGAAGUAGGCUCUGAGACCAGUCUAGUGUUAGGUGUGGGUGUGUUCCUGUGUUUGUCUGAUUGACCCGGCUUUGCCAACUCCAUGCCAAAUGACCCACCUGGGUUACGUUUCUCUACAUUUUUCUAACAAACUAGACCAGGUGAACCAGGUGCCUCUGCUACUGACCUGUUCCCCUGACUCCUGUGUGAGCUGCUUGUUGUGUUUUUGUUCAUCGUCUGAUUGACUGAUCGAUUGAUGGAUCAGAUACGAUACUGUGAAAUCUGAUCAGUGAUCAAUAAAACAAAGAAUGCUGUUUUUAUCUGUAAA
Coregonus clupeaformis (lake whitefish) is the source of this 2720-nucleotide messenger RNA. RefSeq names its product ADP-ribosylation factor-binding protein GGA3-like. Gene Ontology annotation, cellular component: trans-Golgi network. Gene Ontology annotation, molecular function: phosphatidylinositol binding; ubiquitin binding; small GTPase binding. The coding region runs from base 156 to 2126 and encodes 656 amino acids. The record is from RefSeq and is a predicted model, not a curated record. Gene Ontology annotation, biological process: vesicle-mediated transport; intracellular protein transport. The transcript is spliced from 17 exons. Lineage: Eukaryota; Metazoa; Chordata; Actinopteri; Salmoniformes; Salmonidae.